This is a messenger RNA of Sordaria macrospora k-hell, 726 nucleotides long. RefSeq lists its product as uncharacterized. Lineage: Eukaryota; Fungi; Ascomycota; Sordariomycetes; Sordariales; Sordariaceae. The record is from RefSeq and is a predicted model, not a curated record.
AUGUCAAAGAAAAUACACGAGGAUGGCUUAGACUCAGGCGGUCAUGUGGAUGUUGAUCCGUCCGGCCAACCCGAGGACCCCGAGCUACUGAUCCUAGUUGUGAAGGAAGUCUUUCACCACCUUUGGUGUGGAAGAUGGUAUCCCUACGUCAAGCCAGCGUACGGUCUCGAAUGGUGGGAGAUCGUUUUUCCACUUCCCGAGACAAACCAGACGAUCAAUUCCGACACUGGCGAAAAAUUGCCGGAUUUUCACCUGCUCAUGGAAAUGAUGCAGGAUGACAUAUCUGCCAAAAGAAUAGGCUUCGCUAUAGCGGGACUGGUCGUUUUGACGAACGAAGACUUGAAGAAAUGCGCCGAAUCCUAUGUCGACGACAGGGGCGGCAACCGUCUCGCCAUUUCCGAGUCGCACUUGAAAAGAUGGAUACGCACGAUGGGGAUAAUGGUGGAUAUCCUGCGCAAGCCCUGUUUUUUCGCGUACGAGGCCUUCCAAAUUAUUUGGAAACGACUCGACAUUGCCAGAGACGACGAUGGUAGACGGGCACCUUGUGUUGACAAAAAAGAUGUGCUAAGGAUCUUGAGUAACGGUACCUCUGGAUGUGGGUGGGACGAGACGGGAGGAAGAUUCAGUCUUCUCAAAGCGGGCUUUCAGGAGUUUAUGGACGAAUCUCAGGAGACAUGGAUAGGAAAGGGGCGGGAUCGUGAGUUGACAUUAUUCUAUGUUGAUUAG